GCGGGGGGGAAGCCAUGUCCCGCCGGAAACAGGCCACCCCCAAUAAAGUGCGCUGGGAGCAGGUCUUGGCCGGGCUGGAAGAGCACAAGCGGCGGGCCGCCAUGAGGAAGAGCCUCCCGGGGCUGCUGGGCGUCCAGCCUGCCGUCGUGGGGCAGGAGCUGCCGUCGCCCCCGCCGGGGAGAGCCUCCAGCAGCAGUGAGAGCGAGGAGGAGACCACCCAGGACGAGGCCUCUUCUCCGGCUUCUGAGGAGGACGGGACAAGGGGGGCUGCCGUGAAAAAGGAGCAGGGGUCGGCGGAGCAGCCUGGGGAGGGCAACCCCGGGAUCGAAGCGCAAGAGAUGGGAUUCAGCACUAACCCAGAUGCCUUGAUGGGACUCUCCCGCUGUCCUCUUUGUCAACUGGAAUGUGGCAGCAGGGAACAGCUUGUGACUCACGUGUACCAGCACACAGCGGCUGCAGUCAGUGCCAAGAGCUACCUGUGUCCUGUCUGCAGCCGAGCACUCAGCUCCCCAGGGUCGCUGGGUAGGCACCUCCUCAUCCACUCAGAGGACCAGCUGUCCAACUGUGCAGUAUGUGGGGCGCAUUUCACCAGCCACGCCACUUUCAACAGUGAGAAAGUGCCGGAAGUGCUGUCUGGAGAUUGCCUGCCUGCUCCUCCCCAAGAGGGCUCUUCUAGCACUGAAGAGAAAGCUGCUGCUGCUCUCGGCCCUGCUGUGUAUCCUGCUGGCCUCCUCCUCGUGUGCAACAGCUGUGUGGCUUACCGCAAACUUCUGGAGGCUCAAGCCCCAGGGGUGCGCAAGUGGGCCUUACGGAGGCAGAACGAGCCUCUGGAAGCAAGGCUGCAGCGCCUAGAACGAGAACGUACAGCCAAGAAAAGCCGCCGGGACAGUGAAACACCAGAGGAACGGGAAGUGAGGCGCAUGCGGGACAGGGAGGCUAAGCGCCUACAGCGAAUGCAGGAGACAGACGAGCAGCGAGCACGGCGCCUGCAGAGGGAUCGCGAAGCCAUGCGUCUCAAACGUGCAAACGAAACCCCCGAGAAGCGGCAGGCUCGCCUCAUCCGAGAACGUGAAGCAAAGCGACUCAAGCGGCGGCUAGAGAAAAUGGACAUGAUGCUGCGUGCUCAAUUUGGCCAGGACCCCUCGGCAAUGGCAGCACUGGCUGCCGAGAUGAACUUCUUCCCGCUCCCUGGGGGAGGCAUGGAAUUGGACAGCCAGCUGCUCAGCAAAAUGUCCUUUGAGGAGCCAAGCCCCAGCACGCUGCCUUGAACCGUUCCCCUGUGAGCUCUUUGGAUUGGAUCUUUUUACUGUGCCAGUGGACCUGGAAUGUGGCCUGCAAAUUGCUUCUCUUCUAUGGGUGCUACAGGUUACAAUGGAAAUGGUGGGUUGCCGGGAGAUAAUAAAUUGCCUGUAUGUGUUCCAUG
Molecule: messenger RNA, 1423 nt
Organism: Thamnophis sirtalis
Lineage: Eukaryota; Metazoa; Chordata; Lepidosauria; Squamata; Natricidae
Source: RefSeq, a predicted model, not a curated record